AUGUCUGCGACCUCAGAUAACAGCCAGGCAGACCCUUCGACGUCUGCCAGCGUGGAAGAGAUUCAGGAUGCAGAUCAACCAUCUGGCCCCUCCAUAACGGCAAACACCAAACCUCCAGAGAAGACAAUAUCCUGCGUAUCAUGUCGAAAACGCAAGCUGAAGUGCGAUCGGGUGAAACCGAAGUGUGGCACUUGCACGCGGCUUCGACACGAAUGCGAAUUCCCUGAGCGGAGGCGCAACCAGGGCAGCAAACGAAGAAAUAUCAAGGAAUUAGAAGCAAGACUGGCUCAAGUCGAGACGCAACUAAUCUCCGAGUCGAAACAGACUGCUACCACUCAAACAACAUUAAUACCUGGUGCUAAGAUGGAUUGGAACUCGAUUGGAAUGAGCAUGAACCUAGAUCCGGAACUGGAUGACGAUGGACUUCUCGACCCCUCAUUCGAUAUUUCGCAGCCUGGGCUUGGCUUCUCAGCACCAGCACCGACCAUGCCCACCGAUUAUUUUGGUUCCUACGAGCUGAUAGGUCUUGGACUCCAAGAGCCCCUACCUCCUCAGGAUAUGAUGGACGAGCUGCACACCAUAUAUUUUGAGAAAUACCAUCGAACUAUGCCAAUGAUGCAUAAGCUUCGAUACUACGCUUCGCUGGAUCGGGCACCGCACAUGCGUCCUCCUAUCUGUCUACGAUAUGCUAUGUGGACCGUGGCCGCCUCCCUUUCAGAUAAAUACUCCUCGUUUGAAGCCAUCUUCUACGAGCGGGCGCGGCGAUAUCUUCAAGAUGCGGAAAUGAAGGGGCACGGAGAAACGUUUAUUGCUGUGUACUACGCACAGGCUUGGAGUCUCAUGGCAGCUUACGAGGCUUCGAAAACUCUCUUCUCACGAGCAUGGUUGAGCGUCGGACGGACGGUUCGCCUUGCUCAAAUGUUGGGCUUGCACAGACUCGAUGGCGAUCACUCGGCUGGAAAGAAUAUGUUGGCCCCUCCAAAAGACUGGAUCGAGCUUGAGGAACGUCGGAGAACUUUCUGGGCCGCCUUUUAUGGAGACAGAUGGGCAAGUUCCGGGACUGGAUGGCCCAUGGUAGUCGACGACAAUGAUAUCUCGACAAAUCUGCCUGCAUCUGAGGAGGCUUUCGAGAACGGCGUAACGGAGGACACGAUAUCCCUACAAGAAGCAUUGACCCCGGAAGGUGCUGCCAAGAUCAGUUCCUUUGGUGGGGUUAUCAUAUCAGCAACCCUUUUCGGUAACAACUAUCAACACCUUCGUAAAAAGGGACCCGAUGAGCGACCUGAGGACCUGUCCAAUGGAGAGUUUUGGAAAAGACACCGGAGGAUGGAUAAUGUUCUAUCAAACACCUUCAUGUUCCUUCCAGAUCAUCUCCGUUUGCCACAAAAUGUUCGGGACAUGAAUGUCGUCUUCCUGCACAUGAACAUACAUGCCGCAUCCAUAUGUCUUCAUCAAGCCGCUAUUUUGAUGGCGAAGAAAUAUAACAUCGAUCCUAAUUUCAUCGAGCAGAGCCGCAAUCGAAACAUUAUGGCUGCUGAAGAAAUCACGAAUAUCAUGAGACUCAUUAGCCAUAUGGAUACAAGUAAUAUGAGUAGUUGGAUGGGCUUCUGUCUUUAUGUUAGUGGAGGAAUUUUCAUCCAGGAUCUCAAGUCAGAUCGGCCACGACCACAAAGUGAAACAGACCUAGAGUUUCUUCUUCUAGCACUGCGCGUUAUUGGCACCAGGCAUUCAAUCAUGAACCAUUUCACGGCACAACUUGAGCUUGAUAUGAACGCUGCCGGCGUCAACGAUAAGCUGGCAGAAUGCCCCGCCAGUUUCAACCCUUAUGGGAAUCAUUCAGACAAAUUGCCCGCUCCAAUGAGAAAAUUCGAAGAGCUCAAUACAUCAUAUUCGACUUCCCGCAAAUCUCCAUCUAUGACAGACGUCCUAGAAGAUUUAACCAACGGAAACAUCGCGGCAGGCUUUCGCAAAAAGGAUAAAGAGCCUCAUCCUUUUAGCGGUCAGCCGUAUACAACUCCUUAUUUCAUCCGCGAGUUGCAUAGACGCGAGAAGGAACUGAACGCAGACCAGAACACUCAGAAAGCGUCGAGUGGUGGAGGCACCGAGUCUACACCGGCUUUCACUGCCCACAUUCACGGCUUUCCGGCCACGACUGAUGCCUUCUGCGCUUUCGAACAAGAUUCCUCUGUACCAACUGGCGAUACACCUUCUAGCGAUUCAUCAAGCUCGAACAAAAUGCAAGGCAACCCCAACACAACACCACCAGAUCUAAACGCGAAAUCAUACCCUUAUCGACAUAUUGAUCCGAGCAACCACGGUGGCAAAUCCUACGGCAUUUUUCAAGCGGACCUUACCUCGUUUGGUGAUCUUCCUGCAGGCUGGGAUGGGCAGAACAACCUCCCUGGCCUUGACAUUGGUGAUCUGGGAGGCAAUGGGGCGCAACACGAUUUCUCUAGCUUCGAUAACGGCCAACAUGGAGUCGAGUUUCAUGACUUCAUUCGUACUGAUCCUUGGAAUACUGGGCAUUUACCAGAAUGA
Hyaloscypha bicolor E is the source of this 2538-nucleotide messenger RNA. RefSeq lists its product as uncharacterized. NCBI's taxonomy places the organism in Eukaryota, Fungi, Ascomycota, Leotiomycetes, Helotiales, Hyaloscyphaceae. Gene Ontology annotation, biological process: DNA-templated transcription; regulation of DNA-templated transcription. Gene Ontology annotation, molecular function: zinc ion binding; DNA binding; DNA-binding transcription factor activity, RNA polymerase II-specific. The record is from RefSeq and is a predicted model, not a curated record. Bases 1 to 2538 code for a protein of 845 amino acids. The transcript is spliced from 6 exons. Gene Ontology annotation, cellular component: nucleus.